AUGGACCGUGCCUUUUAUACAGCUUCUCUAGACAACGGUGUCAGCAUCGCUUACACUGAUACCAAGCCCGAUGGGAAUGAGAAAGGCGUUGUGGUAUUGAUACAUGGUUUCCCUCAGACUUCGUAUCAGUUUCGAAAAGUCAUUGGUCCUAUCUCCUCAGCUGGAUAUCGCGUGAUCACCCCAGAUUAUCGUGGAGCUGGAUACUCGCACAGAACCCAGACAGGCUUUACCAAGACAGCUAUGGCAUCUGAUAUCCUGAAACUUCUGGACCAUCUCUCUAUCAAAGAUCCAGUCCACAUCGUUGGUCAUGAUAUCGGUGGUAUGAUAGCAUAUACCUUUGCUUCACGAUACUCUGAUCGUACAGCAUCUGUCAUCUGGGGAGAAUGUCCCCUCCCAGGAACUCAAGCUCACGAGGAUACAUGGAAAAUACACGGCGUUCAGCAUUUCCACUUCUGGUUCCACCAAGUUCUCGAUCUCCCCGAAGCUCUCGUCUCAGGCAGAGAGGAGAUCUACCUCGGCCAUUUCUACGACAAAUACUCGUACAACUCAUCAGCAAUUACCCAAGAGGACUUGAACUACUAUGUCAAAAUGUUUAGUCGUCCAGGUGCUCUACGCUGCGGUUUCAAUAUCUAUAGAGAGUUUGGGAAAGAUUCGGAGGAGAAUCGUGAGUGGGUUGCCAGGCAUGGAAAAUGUAAAGUGAAGGCGUUGGGUCUUAAUGGCGGAAUGAAUCAGUUCAGCGAGAUGGCUGAGCAAAUGAUGGGCGAAGUUCACGAAAAGGGGAAUUUUAGUGUUGCUUCGGUGCCUGAGAGCGGACAUUGGAUUGCAGAGGAGAAUCCUGAAGGGUUUGUGAAGGCGGUGCUUGAGUUUGUUGGAAAGGAGUAG
This is a messenger RNA of Fusarium tjaetaba, 882 nucleotides long. RefSeq names its product haloacetate dehalogenase H-1. The transcript is spliced from 2 exons. The record is from RefSeq and is a predicted model, not a curated record. The coding region runs from base 1 to 882 and encodes 293 amino acids. NCBI's taxonomy places the organism in Eukaryota, Fungi, Ascomycota, Sordariomycetes, Hypocreales, Nectriaceae. Gene Ontology annotation, molecular function: hydrolase activity.